UUGUCUCGGAGCCUUAGUUUAAUGAGUGUUGAAAAAGAACAAGAGCAUCUUCUUUGCUACGAUUUUCAGCUAAGUUUCUUAUAGUCCUUAUAUAUUUAUAUAUAUUUAUUUUAGUGUGUUUUGUUAGUGGAGGAAAUAACUGUAAAAGUUGUCUAAUUGUGUUAAAAUAGUUGAAUAAUGUACGAAAUGAAAACUUUAUUACCGCAAUUCGACAUACAGUUACCCACUUGUAUGUACGAAAUGAAAAGUCUCACUACAAAAAAUAAGAACUCUGUGCAGGGUUUACUUUGUAAAAUUGGUGCAGGCCAGGUCACGUCUACUCCUACCGCCUCUGCAGUUAGCACAUGUUGUCCUUUGGAUUUGGAUAUGCUGGCUUUACAGAUACAACAACAACUAUUAAAGAUAUCUGGUGAUGAUGCUCAAGAGGUGAUUUUGCGCCAAGAGAAAAUCUUACAACAAUUAAAUGACUUGAAAGCUCAAUUGUGCGAUAUUCGAAUUAGUUUGGGUUUUAACGAAAAGGAAGAGAAAUCAUCACAUAUGGCUAAGUCAUCAUAUGUUCUCAAUGUACUUAACGGCGGUUUAAGAGAGGAGCCUUUACAUGAUAUUGUGAUCAACGGCCAUCCGAAAUUUAUACCCUAUGCUUUGUUAGCUUUGAAAAACGCCUGGAAAGAUUUAUAUACUCUGGAUGUGAAGACGUUCACUCAUGCAACCGUAAGCGAUAUUGGAACAGAAGCCAAAGAUUUUGAGCAGGCUUUAAAAACAGUGCCUGUGAAUACUAACAACCCAAAAAUUAUUAUCACUUUGAUAUGGAAAAAUUGUGAACACACCGAAAUGAUUAGCUCACCGACAAUGUAUGUACCUAUCUAUGGCGAAGUAAAUAUCAUACGUUAUUUGGCUCGAGUUGGACCUCAAGAGUACCGGUAUGAAAAUUCACCGCUAUGCAAUGAAAUCGAUGCCGUUUUGGAUAUAUGCUAUCAGCUGUUACGUUGCACGAUUCCCAAGAGUAAAGCCAACAUGCUAAAAGCUUUACAUAAUCGUUUAAAAAAUCAGCAGUAUUUUGGCGGCAACACAAUGUCUGUCGCCGAUAUUGGUGUACACAGUUCCCUUAAACGUAUGCCUGGCAUAAGUGAUAAAGACUUAACGCCAGCUUUGCUUGAAUGGCGAAAUCGUGCGGCUAAGGUAACUCUUAUAUAAAGACAGAAUAGUUGCGUUGCUUUCAAUACUCUCUUUAUUAAAUAAAAACAACUUAUCGUUUUGUGUAUCAAAAUUUGAAUUUUU
This is a messenger RNA of Glossina fuscipes, 1278 nucleotides long. It is a transcript of the gene AIMP2, whose product is annotated as probable aminoacyl tRNA synthase complex-interacting multifunctional protein 2. The transcript has 5 exons. Gene Ontology annotation, cellular component: aminoacyl-tRNA synthetase multienzyme complex. The coding region runs from base 178 to 1194 and encodes 338 amino acids. Lineage: Eukaryota; Metazoa; Arthropoda; Insecta; Diptera; Glossinidae. The record is from RefSeq and is a predicted model, not a curated record.